UAAAACAAAUAAUUCCAAUAGGUCCCCGUACCCUAUUUCUCCACGAACCAAAACGGUAACGUAAUAAUGUUAUCACACACUCGUCACGCGCAUCUUUUUCUCUCGCCUAGUUUUUCCAUCCCCCAAUUUACGCGCCGCCUCUAUAACAUCGCUGCCCCAACUCCACUCUCAUUGUUAUAUUCACGCAAGCAAAACAAGACAACAACAACAACAAAAAAUUCAUUCUCUCAUUUUUCUCGUUCAACAAUGGGAUCUCUCUCCGCCGCCGACGGACCGCUGAAGUAUCCAAUUGCUCGCCGUGACGAGUCUGUUGUGGAAGAUUAUCACGGCGUCAAGGUCGCUGAUCCUUAUAGAUGGCUUGAAGAUCCUGACGCUGAGGAAGUGAAAGCGUUUGUUCAAGAGCAAGUUAAAUUAACGGAAAGCGUACUAAAGAAAUGCGAUGCUAGAGAAAAGCUUCGCGAGAAUAUUACGAAGCUGUUUGAUCAUCCGCGCUACGACGCGCCGUUUAAACGAGGUGAUAAGUAUAUCUAUUUCCACAAUACUGGACUUCAAGCUCAAAACGUCCUCUACGUGCAGGAUAGUUUAGAGGGAGAAGCCAAGGUUUUACUUGAUCCGAAUGCGCUAAGUGAGGACGGAACGGUGUCGUUGAACACACUUUCUGUUAGUGAGGAUGCUAAGUAUUUGGCUUACGGGCUUAGUACGAGCGGGAGUGACUGGGUGACGGUUAAAGUUAUGCGUGUUGAGGAUAAAUUUGUUGAGGCUGACACAUUAUCUUGGGUUAAGUUUUCAGGUAUUAGUUGGACACGUGAUAGCAAAGGGUUUUUCUAUAGCCGUUACCCUGUUCCUAAAGAGGGAGAGAAAAUAGAUGCCGGGACGGAGACUGAUUCCAGUCUUUAUCAUGAAGUGUACUAUCAUUUCUUGGGUACAAAUCAGUCUGAAGAUAUUUUAUGCUGGAAGGAUCGUGAGAAUCCUAAAUACAUGUUUGGAGCUAGUGUAACGGAUGAUGGGAAGUAUGUUCUCUUGUAUAUCGAUGAGAGUUGUGAUCCUGUCAACAAAGUAUACUAUUGUGAUAUGUCUGCACUUCCUGAAGGUCUUCAAGGUUUUAGGGGAAGAAAUGACUUGCUCCCAUUUACUAAGCUGGUUGAUGACUUUAGUGGACAGUAUAUUGCCGUUGCAAAUGAUGACUCAGUUUUUACUUUUUUAACUAAUAAAGAUGCUCCUAAAUAUAAACUAGUCCGUGUAGACUUGAAGGAGCCAAGUGUUUGGACGGAUGUUGUCCCGGAAGCUGAAAAAGAUGUAUUGGAAUCAGCAAUUGCUGUUAAUCGUGAUCAAAUGAUUCUGAGUUACUUGAGUGAUGUGAAAUAUGAUCUACAAGUAAGGGACCUGAAAUCAGGAUCUCUACUACAUCGGUUACCGAUUGACAUUGGCACAGUUAAUGGCAUAUCUGCACGUCGGAAAGAUAGUACAGUAUUUUUUGGAUUUACUAGUUUCCUUACCCCUGGUAUCAUAUAUCAGUGCAAUUUAGACUCUGAAGUUCCGGAUAUGAAGAUAUUUCGUGAAAUUAGUGUGGCAGGGUUUGACCGAACAGAGUUCCAUGUAGAUCAGGUGUUUGUUCCCAGCAAGGAUGGUACCAAGAUACCAAUGUUUAUUGUGGCCAAGAAGAACAUAAAACUCGAUGGUUCACACCCAUGUUUAUUGUAUGGAUAUGGUGGAUUUAACAUUAAUCUGACACCAUCAUUCAGUGUUAGUCGCAUUAUACUCUCGAAGCAUUUGGGUGCUGUUUUUUGUAUUGCAAACAUUCGUGGUGGUGGAGAAUAUGGUGAGGAAUGGCAUAAAGCAGGCUCACUGGGGAACAAGCAAAAUUGCUUUGAUGACUUUAUUUCUGCUGCUGAAUAUCUUGUAUCUACUGGUUAUACCCAGCCGAGUAAGUUAUGCAUUGAAGGUGGAAGCAAUGGUGGGCUUCUUAUUGGGGCUUGCAUCAAUCAGAGACCGGAUCUUUUUGGUUGUGCUUUGGCUCAUGUAGGCGUUAUGGACAUGUUGCGAUUCCACAAGUUUACCAUAGGUCAUGCAUGGACUUCUGAUUAUGGCUGUUCAGACAAGGAGGAAGAAUUCCAUUGGCAAAUUAAGUAUUCUCCACUGCAUAAUGUGCAAAGACCAUGGGAACAGCGUAAUGAUCAACCUCGACAGUAUCCAUCCACCAUGCUGCUUACUGCCGAUCAUGAUGAUCGAGUUGUGCCAUUACACUCAUUGAAGUUGUUAGCGACCAUGCAGCAUGUUUUAUGCACGAGCUUGGAGACUAGCCCCCAAACGAACCCGAUAAUAGGUCGCAUUGAGUGUAAAGCUGGACAUGGAGCUGGGCGUCCAACACAAAAAAUGAUUGAUGAAGCUGCUGAUCGAUAUAGCUUCAUGGCGAGGGUGUUGGACGCUACUUGGAAUGAUUAGUAGCUCACUUUGUGUAAGAAAUGGACAAUUGUUCUACAGAUGAAAAAACGGCGCUUUUCCCCUUCAUUAGCAAGUAGAAAGUGUGAUUACCACCACAAAUAUCAAUUACAGAUCCAUAAGAUUUUUUCUUUUUCAAUUCCACAACAGUAAUGCAUUUUUAAAACUUUGAAAGGUAAGCCACAGUGUUUUGCAAAAAAGUUAUUUAAGGUCAGGUUACAUCACUGUACUGUUGUAUGCAAACGCAGCAAGAUAAUGUAUCAAAUUGAAUAAAUAAAAGAUUUAAAUGCACCGAUUACUCAA
Messenger RNA from Mercurialis annua (annual mercury), 2742 nucleotides. RefSeq lists its product as uncharacterized. NCBI's taxonomy places the organism in Eukaryota, Viridiplantae, Streptophyta, Magnoliopsida, Malpighiales, Euphorbiaceae. The transcript has 12 exons. The record is from RefSeq and is a predicted model, not a curated record. Gene Ontology annotation, cellular component: cytosol. Gene Ontology annotation, biological process: proteolysis. Gene Ontology annotation, molecular function: oligopeptidase activity; serine-type endopeptidase activity. The coding region runs from base 67 to 2442 and encodes 791 amino acids.